AUGGUUCCAAGUUUUAUACAAGAAGAAACAACCGGUAAGAACAUUUCAGCAUCUAGUUAUUGGGUUCCAAAUAUAGAUAACGGGUUUCAAAACGAACGAUGCCCAUCGGAAACAUUACCUAUCCGUCGGACAAAGAAACAAGAUUUAGUCAACGCACGCUAUCUCUUACAGAAGAAGAUCAAUCCAAACCGUACAAACAAUUAUGGUUCAACUUCUUCGCCUAAGGAUUAUCAUUUUGUCUCUGUUGAAGAACUUAGCCAGGGAAAAGCAUACUAUGGAGCCGCAGCUCUUAUAAGUGCACAUAAGCUUGAAUUAAACUUGAAACAAUUUAGCACCGCACAAGCAUAUCCUGCAAUCUUCGAGGAUAACUACAGUCGACUAAUGGGUUAUUGGACGGUGGAUUGUGGUAAACAACCAGGUUGUUUCAAUGUACUUUGUUAUGGCUUCGUUCAAGUUCAUGAGCAGGUAUUUCUUGGUUCAGUAUUAGGACAAACAUCAACCUACGGAAAACAUGCAUUCGACCUACCUGCUAGGGUAUAUCGAGAUUCGACAACCGGUAACUGGUGGUUGAUGUUUAACGUUAUAAUAGGAUAUUGGCCAGCAGAAAUCUUUACGCAUUUGGCAGACAAUGCUUCGGUUGUACGAUAUGGAGGUAUAGCAGGUGCAGAACCUCAGACAGAGACACCACCUAUGGGAAAUGGAUAUUUACCUCAACUUCAGGAUUAUACGAAGACAUCAUUUAUAAGGAAAAUGAAAUAUAUCGACGAUAAAGGACAACUUGCGAACAUAAACCCAGACAGAGUACAAUCUAAGCAUGAUGCAAACUUGGAUUGUUAUAAUAUUUUGUUCGUUGGUAAUUUAGGAGGCGAUUGGGAAAUGGCUAUGACAUAUGGAGGACCUGGUGGUAUGUGUAGCUAG
Messenger RNA from Papaver somniferum (opium poppy), 918 nucleotides. RefSeq lists its product as uncharacterized. Bases 1 to 918 code for a protein of 305 amino acids. The transcript has 5 exons. Lineage: Eukaryota; Viridiplantae; Streptophyta; Magnoliopsida; Ranunculales; Papaveraceae. The record is from RefSeq and is a predicted model, not a curated record.